Molecule: messenger RNA, 916 nt
Organism: Impatiens glandulifera
Lineage: Eukaryota; Viridiplantae; Streptophyta; Magnoliopsida; Ericales; Balsaminaceae
Product: coiled-coil domain-containing protein 25-like
Exons: 6
Coding region: 81-728 (215 amino acids)
Source: RefSeq, a predicted model, not a curated record
CCAUUAUCAGCCAACCCUAGUUUUUCCAAAAGAGACCUGAGGUUGACCACCCUAGGGCGAAGGGAGGCAUAAGAGAAAAGAUGGUUUUCUACUUCAAAGCUCGACCUGAGGUUGGAGAUUACACGAUCUUCAUGGGAAUUGACAAACAUGAGAACGAAGAGCUUAUCAAAUAUGGCUUCGUCGAAGACAUUUGGUUUCAUGUUGAUAAAAUGUCUUCAGCCCAUGUUUAUCUCAGAAUGCAAAAGGGUCAGACAAUGGAUAACAUAUCCGAAACACUGCUGGAAGAUUGUGCACAACUUGUUAAAGCUAAUUCGAUUCAAGGGAACAAGGUGAAUAAUGUUGACAUUGUUUAUACACCCUGGCAAAAUCUGAAAAAGACAGCGUCCAUGGAUGUAGGACAAGUUGGCUUUCAUAACCCAAAGAUGGUUCGCACUGUUCGAGUGGAGAAGCGAAUUAAUGAGAUUGUUAAUAGAUUGAACAGAACAAAAGUGGAGCGGAAGCCUGACCUGAAAGGCGAACGUGAAGCAAUUAUUGCAGAAGAAAGAGCAGUAAGGAAGCAGUUUUUGAGAGAAAAAAAACGACGAGAGGAUCUUGAUAGACUGGAAAAAGAUAAACAAGCUGAUUUGAGGAGCUACAAAAAUUUGAUGGUGGCGGAGAAGAUGACAUCAAACAAGGAUAUAGCACAAGCAAACAAGUCCUUGCAGGAGUUGGAGGACGAUUUCAUGUGAAGAAGAUUAAUUAUCAAAACCGAUCAGUGUCAUUCAAGGCCAGUGUGAAUUAUUGUAAGUUCAUCUGAAGCCGAAAAACAAUCAUAAGAAUUGCAGUUUCAUUUUUCACCUAUUGAUGCCCUUUGCUGAAUUGGCAAAUAUUUUUGAUUGAGGAUUGUGAACAAUAUAUGAACGUGGAGUUUUGUUUG